AUGACUAGAUGGCAGAUCCUGCUCUCUGAAUUUGACAUAGUAUAUGUAAGUCAGAAGGCCAUAAAGGGGAGUGCAAUAGCUGAUUUCCUGGCUAGUAGAGCCUUGGAGGACUAUGAGUCUUUGAACUUUGAUUUUCCAAACGAGGACUUGAUGUUUGUGGCAAACACUGAAGAAAAUCCUCAAAGGGAUCACGUGUGGAGGUUAAAUUUCGAUGGAGCUUCAAAUGCUACGGAGUAUGAAGCAUGUAUUAUGGGCAUUCGUGCAGCCAUUAAACGGAACAUCAAAAUGCUAAGAGUGUAUGGGGAUUCUGUAUUGGUGAUAUACCAACACAAAGGGGAAUGGGAAAAUAGAGACCCUAAGUUAAUCAGUUAUAGAAAGCUGGUCCUCGAAUUGGUUGAUGAGUUUGACGAUAUCACCUUCUGUUAUCUCCCACGAGAGGAAAACCAAAUGGCUGAUGCAUUGGCUACUCUAGCUUCGUUGAUUCAGGUGAACAUAUUUGAGGUAAUGAGGCCUAUUCAGAUGAGUAUCUAUGAAACCCCAUCUCAUUGCUACAGUAUUGAGGAGGAGGGAAAAUAUGAUCAUCCUUGGUAUCAGAGUAUCCUACAGUAUGUGAAGAAUCGGGAGUACCCUAGUCAAGCAACAGAGAAUGACAAGAGAACCCUAAGAAGAAUAGCCAUUGAAUAUGUCUUAGAUGGGGAAGUGCUAUACAAAAGAAGGAAGGAUCAAGUACUGUUAAGAUGUGUGGAUGUCGUGGAAGCCAAGAAAAUUUUGGAGGAAGUCCAUGAGGGUAUCUGUGGGACGCACGCCAAUGAUUUAUGGAGACAAGAUGCAUGCACCCCCUUCACCACUUCACGUCAUGACCUCUCCAUGGUUGUUUUCCAUGUGGGGUAUGGAUGUUGUUGGGCCGAUAUCACCAAAGGCUUCUAA
Gossypium raimondii (Peruvian cotton) is the source of this 927-nucleotide messenger RNA. RefSeq lists its product as uncharacterized. NCBI's taxonomy places the organism in Eukaryota, Viridiplantae, Streptophyta, Magnoliopsida, Malvales, Malvaceae. The transcript has 3 exons. Gene Ontology annotation, molecular function: RNA-DNA hybrid ribonuclease activity; nucleic acid binding. The record is from RefSeq and is a predicted model, not a curated record. The coding region runs from base 1 to 927 and encodes 308 amino acids.